AUGUAAUAAUCAAUAGCAUUUAAAGUUUUUAAGAAUUUCGAUAUUUUUGGGCAAAAUAUCCAAUUGAACUUCAAUGGUGAUGAUUCAUAUCAAACAGCAAUGGGCGGAAUUUUUUCGAUGACCAUAAUUGCUGUCAUUGCAUUCUUCUUCUAACAAAAUAUCAUAGAUUUCAUGAAUAAGAAUUAUGUGAAUCUGAAUGUCCAGACUUUGUUUGAUGCUAAUCCUGAUGACAUUGUCUUUAACGACGACAAUUACAUGUUUGCAUUGGCCAUCGAAUAAAAGUAAUUUAACACCAACCCUUAUUUCAACAUAACUCUGAAACAGAGAAUCUACACUAGACUAAGCAAUGGAACCAUAAUUAAACAAGAUUAAUUUAUAGAUCUGAUACCUUGCACAAUUGACAGAUUUUAAAACAUAUUUAAUACUUAAAAUUUCUCAGAUCAAUUUAACUCUCUCGGAUUGUCAGAAUGGCUAUGUCCUCAAUACAAUUAUUCAAUUAAAUUAUCAGGAGGUUAUACUAGCGAAGUGUUUGAAUUCACCAAAAUAACUGUCACUGAAUGUUCAAAUGAUAGUUAGAGCAACCAAAUCCUAACUUGGAAGCCUUAGUGUGCCAGCAUUCAAGACAGAGACAAUCAUCUAUAAAAUGACAGAUCCUUUCGAUUAAAAAUGUACUUCUCACCAUUUCCUGAAUUUAGGUAUAUGACCAACACCAUCAUUAAUCCAUUAUAACCAAGGAACAUAUCCUAAGUCUUCUUAGAUGAUGAACUAUUUUUCUCCUUCCUCUUGCUCACUGGAACCGAAACUGACGUAUUUUACUAAAAGUAUAAUGUCACCACCAAUAACAACAUAUUCCCCUAUAUCGAAGACAAUUAGGAACAAUUAUUUAACAUCAAAUAGCAAGGAGACUUUAGAGUCAGCAAUGUUUAAAACAGUGGUUCAUAAUACUCUGCCAUUUAUAUGAGAAGAAGUCCAUACACUUAUGAAGUCAAGAGAGAUUUCCAGGAUCUAGCUGAUUUGCUCUCCUAUCUUGGAGGCUUUGCCAACAUUGUGGUCAUGAUUUUCGGAUUUUUGAUUACAUUCUACAAUAAGUCCUAAUGUAAAUUACUCAUAUAUCUAUAAACAUAGUCAUGAUUGAAUUAGCAAAUCAAGUGUAUGAUUUCCCAAUUCAAAAUGCAAAUACAAUGGAUACUCAGUAAAGAAAGGAAAUUAAAAAAACGAUUGCCAGAGCCAAGAGUAGGACAAUUAUUCAAAAACCAAAUAACCGCCCUUCUUAAUUGUUGUCACCAAAAUAUAAUCAAAAUUAAUAAUUGAUCAUGAAUGACACCACUAAAUAAGAUGAGCAAUUGAUGACCAAGUAGAAUGAGUAGAGGAUCUUCUAAGAAGAAUAAGAAAAGAUCAUCUCCUAAUUAGGCAUAACUGAUAGAAGGAGCUAUUUGACUCAAUAGAUUGAAAAGAUUCUAAAUAGAAGCUGCCCUAUCUUUUUUAAUUGUAGAUAUAUUUUGUAUCAGUUGUUUUGUUAAAGGUUCUUCUAUGAUAGGAAUAGUAUUUUAUUAUAAAAGGCUAUGUAAAUGUUAUCACCUCUAUGCAUUUUAGCAAAAACAUCAAUAAGGACUUAGAUCUUUGUGUUAUCAUUGAUAAGGUCAAAGAAAUUAAUCUCCUGAAGGAUCUAUUACUGACUGAAGAUCAAUUAGUACUAUUUGAUUUUGCUCCAAAAGAAGUCAUCAAUUUAGAAGCGGAAAAGUAGGUCAAAGUGCGGAAUUUGGCCAGGAAUACUCUAAGAAACUUUAACUCAAAGUAAAAUUCCAUUAGCAGUAAGGACGAAUAAAAUAAGUCUAAUCAAACUAUAAGUACAUAUUACAAACUCUUCAAGGUGAUAGCUUAUUUUAAAUAUAGGCUUAUGAUCGAAUUCAUCAAUCUUUGCAAUAGAACGAUAAAAUCAAUGAAAAAUUGAUUGGAAAAUUGGGACAGGAAGUUAGAGAUAUUUUCGAGGUCUCUCAGUUUAUUCAAUGGGAAGGCAACAACAACAAACAAAUCAACAGUGAACCAUUAGAUGACGAGUUUUAAUGCGAUUCUGUUAAUUCUGAUCCUCCUUGCAUUACCACUCUAGAUCAAUUCAAGGUUAAUCUGAAAUUAAAUAUUUGA
Paramecium octaurelia is the source of this 2142-nucleotide messenger RNA. The record is from the annotation of a GenBank genome assembly. Lineage: Eukaryota; Ciliophora; Oligohymenophorea; Peniculida; Parameciidae.